Molecule: messenger RNA, 3389 nt
Organism: Temnothorax curvispinosus
Lineage: Eukaryota; Metazoa; Arthropoda; Insecta; Hymenoptera; Formicidae
Gene: GCS2alpha
Product: neutral alpha-glucosidase AB
Exons: 7
Coding region: 363-3128 (921 amino acids)
Biological process (GO): carbohydrate metabolic process; N-glycan processing
Molecular function (GO): carbohydrate binding; alpha-glucosidase activity
Source: RefSeq, a predicted model, not a curated record
UUCCGCGACGUUGUUCUGGGCGGUCGCGGCGGUCACGUAUCACGAUUUUUCUCCGAUGUAAAAUCGCGACGUAGAUUUCACGCAGAUCCAGCAGAUCGUUGAUACGCCGCUGACGUGUCCCCCACCGCGCAAUCUUAUUUCCGAUAUAAAUACUUUUUUUUCAAUUAACUCCUUGCGCCGCCGGCCGCCAAUCUAAUCUAAUCUGUCGCCGGGCGACUGCGACACCGACCGCCAUACGCUACAGUGAAAUUGUAUGUACAGUUUUAUAAACGAAUCGUCGCCGUACAGAUCACUGCGCGGUCGCGUUUUCCGGCAGGAUUUCCUCCCGAGGUCGUUACCCAGCUGGGACGUGAAAGACCACGAUGUUGGCUCUAUUUUUAAUACUACUGUGUUCUCCAUUCAUUACCGAUGCGGUCAACAGAGACAACUUCAAAAGAUGCGACCAGAGCAGUUUCUGCCGACGGUGCAGAGGAAUGGAGGCUGGAAAAACGCCAUAUCAGCUUUUGCCGGAUAAACUUGUACAGAAUGAAUCGAUGAUCAUGGUAGACUUAUUUAACAAGGAUACGGGUGUCACCUAUGUGGUCCAACUUAUCACGUUAAAAGAAAGCACAUUUCGGUUGCACAUCAAUGAAAAGAAUCCACUGCAUCCCAGAUAUGAAAAUGAACAUGCCCUUCACGAUCAGCCACAAACGGUAGAGAUGGAUGUUGUGGAAAGCACCGCUGAAACUAUAACCGUGACCAAGGGCGAUAACAAAGCCGUUUUAUAUAUUAAUCCAUUUAGAGUAGAACUGUAUUCCCAAGGUGUUUUAACGAUAUCGGCAAAUGCCCGUGGUCUCAUGAGAUUUGAGCAUUUGCGUACAAAACCAGUAAAACCAGAAGGUGAAAAUGCUGAAACAGCUGAAACAAAUAAUAAUAAUAAUAAUAAUACGUAUCCUGGUGAUGGUGCUGACAAUGAUUCUGGUGCUUGGGAAGAGAACUUCAAGGAGCACCACGAUGCAAAACCAUAUGGACCGGAAGCUGUUGCCAUGGAUUUUAGUUUUCCCGGAUCAGAACAUGCCUAUGGUAUUCCAGAACAUGCUGAUUCGCUAGCAUUACAAUCAACUAAAUCGACUGAUCCAUAUAGACUAUACAAUCUAGAUGUAUUUGAAUAUGAAACAAAUGAACGUAUGGCUUUGUACGGUGCCAUCCCCGUUCUUUACGCUCAUGGAAAGGAGAGAUCAUCAGCUGUUUUCUGGCACAAUACAGCCGAAACAUGGGUCGACAUUCUAUCGAGUGCAGACAAUAAUGUUGUGGAAAGCAUUGUUAAUUUCGUAUCUGGAUCAACUAAGAAAUCUCAGGUGGAUGCUCAUUUCAUGUCAGAAUCUGGAGUGAUUGACGUAUUCUUCAUGCUGGGUCCAAAACCACUUGAUGUUUUCAAACAAUUCAUUGUUUUGACUGGUACAGCUCCUUUGCCACAAAUGUUUGCACUUGGAUACCAUCAAUCUCGUUGGAAUUAUAAUGAUCAGGACGAUGUCGCAACGAUCGCCGAAAGUUUUGACACACACGAUAUCCCACUAGAAGUUAUGUGGCUUGACAUUGAAUAUACUGACAACAAAAAAUAUUUUACAUGGGAUCCACGUAAAUUCCCAAAUCCUCUUGAAAUGAUACACAAUCUCACUGCCAAAGGCAGAAAAUUGGUAGUUAUCAUAGAUCCUCAUAUUAAACGUGACACCAAUUACUUCUUGCAUAACGAUGCUACCAGGUUGGGCUAUUACAUCAAAAACAGGGAUGGAAAAGAUUACGAGGGUUGGUGCUGGCCGGGAGCCUCGUCGUAUCUAGACUUUUUCGAUCCAAAAGUCAUCGAAUAUUAUACUGGAUUAUACAGUUUAGAUAAAUUCCACGGUACCACUAAUGACGUUUACAUUUGGAAUGACAUGAACGAACCGAGUGUGUUCAAUGGCCCUGAAAUAACGGCACCAAAGGAUCUUGUCCAUUAUGGAGGUUGGGAACACAGAGACGUUCACAAUAUUAAUGGACAUAUGUAUAUCCGUUCGACAUACGAAGCUCUAUUCCGUCGGUCAGGCGGUUCCCUGAGACCUUUUGUCUUAACGAGAUCCUUCUUCGCUGGAUCACAACGUUACGCGGCAAUGUGGACUGGCGAUAAUACAGCUGACUGGAGUCACCUUCGUGUAAGCUAUCCUAUGUGUCUUUCAGUGGCUAUAUCCGGAAUAUCAUUUUGUGGUGCCGAUGUUGGAGGUUUCUUCAAGAAUCCAGAUUCGGAAUUGUUCAUUAGAUGGUACCAAGCCGCAACAUGGCUGCCUUUCUUCCGUCAGCAUUCUCACAUCGAGACAAGAAGGCGCGAGCCAUGGACAUUCAAUGAGGAAGUUACUCAAAUAGUUCGUGAAGCACUCAGAAUGCGAUACUCCUACCUGCCAUUGUGGUACACACUCUUUAGAGAACACGAAGUAAACGGUUAUCCCGUUAUACGUCCUUUAUGGGCACACUAUCCAACUGAAUCGGGAACAUUUACUAUCGACGAUCAUUUGCUACUUGGCGAUUCAAUACUCGUACGUCCGGUAUUACAGUCCAGUGCUACCGAGGUAGCAGUUUAUUUCCCAGGAGAGGGCAAAAUAACCUGGUACGAUAUUGAUACAAUGCAAGCCUACGAAAAAGGAGGAUACGUUAAAUUACCAGUAACAAUUCACAAGAUCCCUGUAUUCCAAAGAAGUGGUUCUAUCGUCCCACGAAAAAUGAGAAUACGACGUAGUACAGUUGCUAUGAGGAAUGAUCCUUACACUCUGAUAAUAAUUGCUGAUAAUAAUGGCAAGGCUAGCGGCAAUCUAUACAUUGACGAUGAAAUCAGUUUUGAAUAUCGCCAUGGAAAAUAUUUGUAUUUAAGACUAACGUUGGACGGUAAUAAGAUAACUUCAACUCUAAUAGAUAAACUAGCUUCGUAUGAGACACAAAGCUGGUUAGAAAGAAUAGACAUAGCCAAUCCACCACAAGGAAUGAAAUCUGCUCAAUUGGAGUCUCACAGUGUGGGAAAAGCAACAUUGGAAACUACAUAUAAUCCACAUAACAACGUAUUAACGAUACGUAAACCAGCUGUAAAUAUGGGCGAGGAAUGGACCAUUGAAUUAUUACAUUAGAAUUAUGAUUUUACUCAUAAUCAACUCAGUAUCCAUACCAUAAUGCCAAUUUUCUAUUACUAUUCAGUUAUCUGUGAUGGUUGUUUUUUAGAACAAAUAUAAAUACAAAUACAAUUUAGUUAACUGUAUAAAAUAAAAUUGCUUUUUUUUUUCAGAUUAAUCAGUCAAUUAAAUUGCAUAAUACUUUGAAAGCUAUAGAUACAAAUCCUCUGUAAUUUAUAGUUCUUUACUUCAUGAUUUAAUAAAAAAAUUGAAAAUAAA